GGUACCUACACCGGCUCGUUCGCGACCGACACAUCACUAGUUUGCUGUUGUUGACGGACUUGGUCGCCACAGGGUCUAGAGCGGAAAAAUGGCUCUCAUUAUGGCAUUUUGCACUUUAAUCUUCAAUGUUUUAUGCUUGCCUCUUCAUCUGAUCAAAGCACUCGGCAUGUAUGAAAUAUACAAACGUGUCUUCCCUAUUUGUUGGUACCGAUGUUCAAUAAUAUACAACAACAAAAUGCACGACAAGAAGAAGGAGCUGUUUCGCAGUCUACCCGAGUUCAACAGGCAUGGCAAGCAGCUCACUAUUUUGGAGAUCGGCUGUGGAACUGGCACCAAUUUUCAGUUUUAUCCACCCGGAUGCAAGGUGAUCUGCACUGACCCCAACCCUCAUUUCAAGAAAUACCUGAAGAGCAGCGUGGAAGGGAAUGACCACAUCACGUUUGACAGAUUUGUGGUGGCGUCGGGGGAGGACAUGGGGGCUAUUGAGAGCGAGUCGGUAGACGUUGUUGUGUGCACCCUAGUACUCUGCAGUGUCAACAACAUCCCGAAAACCCUGCAGGAGACACGGCGCAUGCUGAGACCGGGUGGAGGCUUAUUUUUCAUGGAGCAUGUUGUUGGAGAGCCCUCCAGCUGGACCUACUUCUUCCAGCAUGUUCUGCAGCCCCCUUGGUACUACUUUGGGGAUGGAUGUGAGAUCGUCCGGGACACGUGGAAACCUCUGGAGGCAGCUGGAUUCUCCGACCUCAAGCUGAAACAUGUGGAAGCACCACUCCUGUUCCUUAUCAAGCCUCACAUCAUCGGUUACGCUGUGAAAUAAAUGCUGUCAUUAGUUCUGCAUUACACAUGAAUAUAUAGUCAAGCGCUAAAUAUCUCUCUUUUAUGAUAUGAUAGAUCAUCAGUGAUGGAGAUAAUGCCAAUCACUUUAAUACUAGGGCUGUCAGUCGAUUAAAAUAUUUAAUCGCGAUUAAAC
This is a messenger RNA of Trematomus bernacchii (emerald rockcod), 970 nucleotides long. RefSeq names its product methyltransferase-like protein 7A (gene tmt1a.2). The transcript is spliced from 2 exons. NCBI's taxonomy places the organism in Eukaryota, Metazoa, Chordata, Actinopteri, Perciformes, Nototheniidae. The record is from RefSeq and is a predicted model, not a curated record. Gene Ontology annotation, molecular function: S-adenosylmethionine-dependent methyltransferase activity. The coding region runs from base 89 to 817 and encodes 242 amino acids.